This is a messenger RNA of Tremella mesenterica DSM 1558, 420 nucleotides long. RefSeq lists its product as uncharacterized. NCBI's taxonomy places the organism in Eukaryota, Fungi, Basidiomycota, Tremellomycetes, Tremellales, Tremellaceae. The transcript has 5 exons. The coding region runs from base 1 to 420 and encodes 139 amino acids. The record is from RefSeq and is a predicted model, not a curated record.
AUGUGGAGGUGGAGGUGGAGGUAUUCAGGGCGGGGUUAUCGUGACAAAUACCCUCUUGGUUCUCGUAACUUCGCCGUAGUCGGUCUCAGUGGUUCGGGUGGUGGUUGUUGUAGUCCACCUGUCUUUGAUUCAUUGAGGUCUGUCAAGGACAGGACCGUGACAAUACCUAACUCGCCCGAACAAUAUAAUAUCCCACCUAAGGAGUUAGAUGAUGAUGCACAUAAGGAUAGAAGAAGUCGGUAUAUCUCACCAGCGGAAGCUAGGGGGUUAACUGCGGAUGCCCGAGCCACCCUGUGCCGUGUGAAAUCAUCAAUGUUGGAAGCAUUCUUUCUGUACUGUGCUGCUCAUCCUGAGGAGACCAGAGACCUUCUCUACCCCGACGCACCAGCCACACUCACUUUCCAUGUCAUGAAUCAGUAA